This is a messenger RNA of Physella acuta, 2239 nucleotides long. Its product is annotated as putative aarF domain-containing protein kinase 2. Gene Ontology annotation, cellular component: mitochondrion. Lineage: Eukaryota; Metazoa; Mollusca; Gastropoda; Physidae. The record is from RefSeq and is a predicted model, not a curated record.
UCCACCAUACUGACAUGUCUUUAAGAAUUCAGCGUAACACAAAACUGUUUAAAGACAUCUUUAACAGCAUUUCCUGGUUAUAUGAAAAGUCACCCAUAAAGAGGACUUUUAUUACAAGUUGGAAAAGUAAUCACUCAAGGCAACUUCACAAAAGAAAAACAUUGCUAAGAUAUCUUUCUUUUUUUAAACAACAGAAAACAAACUUAAUAUGCAGUGAAAGAGCAAAAUGUUUUAGUAAUGUAAAUUCUAAAGCACUAAACCACAAGUUACUCUCAUUUCAAAAGUUUUCAAAAAUAUUCCGUUGCAAUGUGCAUAAUUUACGGUUUUAUAUGUUUACAACACCAUUAUUAGUUUUGUGUCUAGAACUCAAUUUAAACAAAACUGGAAGUGUAUUUUUGUGUGUGGCAAAUUGUGAGUCUGCUGUCCCUUCCCAAGACAUACUGACUGGCGUACAUGGACUACCAAAAUAUCCAGAUGUUGAACAGUGUGCAGCCAGCAACUGGAUUGCAUUUAAAGACAGUUUUCUUUUAUAUUUAAGAGCAGCUCAUCUGAUUUGUGUCUUUUUCCCUUUACUAAUUGGCUAUCCUCUUAUAUAUCUCAACCCAUGGCUGUUCAAUCAAUGGUUAAAACUUUUGUAUAUGGCUGUUGAAAGAUUGGGGGCAACUUUUAUAAAGCUUGGCCAAUGGGCAAGCACACGAAGAGACAUAUUUUCUAAAGAAUUUUGUGAUAAGUUUUCAAAUUUGCAUCACCGGGUACACCCUCAUUCAUGGUGGCAUACAGAAAAGUCUUUAGAGCGAGCAUAUGGAAAGAACUGGAAUGAAAUAAUCACAUUGGAUAAAAAACAGGAACCAAUCGGAUCAGGUUGUAUAGGUCAGGUUUACAAAGGAUUUAUAUCAUCAGAAUUCAUCCCAUCAUCUUAUGUAAGGGACAAAAAGGAACUGUCCAAUAAACAUAUCAAGGCUGAUAAUGCCAAUGGUAGAGCUGAUGCUGUUUUUCCUGUGGCUAUAAAAAUUUUGCACCCAGAUGUGGUAAAAACAUUUGAAAGAGACUUGAGGCUAAUGAAAAGUGCAGCAAAAUAUUUGACCAAGCUAUUUCCCAAGCUACACUGGGCAAAUCUCAAUCAAUGUGUUGAGGAGUUUGCUGUAACAAUGCGUAAACAGUUGGACAUGGGUUAUGAGUAUCGAUGUCUUGAAAAGUUUACCUCAGACUUCGCCUCAUGUGAUAACAUUAGAGUACCACAACCAAUAAAACAUCUGUUGAGGAAGAAUAUUUUGGUCGAGACUUUUGAGGAAGGAAUUUGUAUUGGAAAUAUUCUAAGAGACUCUAUCUACCCAGAGGAUGUGAAAAUAAAACUUGCAAAGAUUGGCAUUGAUGCAUUAUUUCAGAUGGUGUUUGUGAACAACUUUGUUCAUGCUGAUCUUCACCCUGGGAAUAUUUUAGUUCAGAAUUUGGAGUACUUUCGUGAACAUGACACCUCUGUUUCUCACAAUGAAGAAGAAAUGAUGCCUUUGACAGCUGAGUCUGCUGAUGAACACCCAUUAAGGCUGGUUUUACUUGACUGUGGUAUAACAGCUACACUAACAUCUGAAGAUAAACAAAAGUUUAGGGAAGUUUUUACAGCUGUGGUCAAAGGGGAAGGUGAGGCAGUUGCAGACUUAUUUCUGUUCAAGUCAGCUGUGAAUCUUUGUUCGAACCCUGAACUCUUUCGUAAAGAAAUGGCUGGUGUAGUAUCAGAGGGUAGAAAAAACUUGAAAAGUAUUUCCAAGAUUAAAGUUGCUGAACUGAUGAAUGAAGUAUUUAAUGUGCUGGCAAGACACAAGAUUCAACUGGAAGCAAGUUUUGCUACAAUUAUUUUGGCCAUCGCUAUGUUGGAGGGGCUAGGCAGAUCUCUGGAUCCAAACCUUGAUUUGUUGGAUAAAGCCAAAUAUGUGCUGUUAGGGUCUUUCAGAUAAUUUAACUAAAGGUUGUAUUUGAUAACAUUGUAAUGUAAAUGUUUUAAAUCUUGUAAAUUUAAAAACAUAAAUUGGCCUUUUUGUACAGUGUUUUUUUUAAUAAAUGUGCCAUUUUGUAAAUUUUUUUUAAAUAAGUUGGUCUAUUUGUAAAGUUAUAUGAUGGUUCAGUGUUUAAAACUGGUGAAUAUUUUAAUGUUUAAAAUUAUGGUUUGACUUGAUCUUUUAUGUUUUAAGUAAGUUGAAAGCUACAAGCUUAUUAAACAUCUUAUAAAUUAUACACCUACAUG